Messenger RNA from Capsicum annuum, 1056 nucleotides. RefSeq lists its product as uncharacterized. The record is from RefSeq and is a predicted model, not a curated record. Lineage: Eukaryota; Viridiplantae; Streptophyta; Magnoliopsida; Solanales; Solanaceae. Bases 205 to 990 code for a protein of 261 amino acids. The transcript is spliced from 6 exons.
CAAAAUUGUUAUAGCUAAUAUAGUCUAUUAAUUUCUAGAAUAUUAGUAAUAGUAUUAUUAAAUAGGCAACAACUUUGCCAAUUGACUUGAAUCUGAUCAACUCUCAAGUAUUCUAUAUAUAUCAAGUUUUUCUCUCUAUGUAAAACCCAAACGUAAAAACUUCUGAUUAGCAACAUAGUAAUCUCUUUGAUUAGCAACAUAUCAAUGACAAAAUCCAUUACUGUUUUGCAAAGUUGUACAGGUAUGAAUAAUGCCUGCAUGUCCCAUUAUAGGUCUGAUAAUCCCUCUUUAUUAUACACUACAAGUAGUUUUAGCCUGAAAGAAAUGAAUCUCAAAUGCUUUGGAGGCCAUUUGUCACUUCUCAGCUCCAGAAAGGGGCUUCUAAAUGGUGCUACAAUUAAGAGGAAGUUUGUGGUUUGCAGCAAUGGUUCCCUGCCUUCUCCACCCUCUUCAAAUCCCUUUAGUGGCUGGGUUGUAGGCAUCUUACUAUCAAUAGCUUUACCAUUCUUCCGCUUCAAAUGGGGCUCAUUAUUGCAACUCAAAAAUAAAGUGGAAGACGUAAUAGAAACAGUUGAAGAUGUAGUAGAUGGGGUGGAGAAAGUGGCUGAGACAAUAGACGAAGUGACUGAAAAUAUUGCAAAUGCUUUACCAGAAAGCCAACUCAAAAAUGCUCUCAAAACUAUUGAAAAUUUCUCAGAAGAUACAGCCAGGGCUGCUCAUGCUGCUGGAGAUUUCAUUGAUCAGAUGCAGGGGGAGGACGUAGAGUUGGUUGAAGAAGUUGUUGAUUUGCCAAAAGAGCAACUCAAUGUUUUAUCAGAGAAAACAGCCAAGGUUGCUCAUGCAGCUGAAGAUUUGAAAGAUAAGGUAAAAGAGGUGGAGGUUAAAGUGGAGGAGAUCCCAGUGAAGUCGUUGGUUGAAACAGUUAAAGAGGAAGUCAAUAAGUCUACAUUAGUAGAUGUUCUAGAUAUUACUAAUAAUUCAAAGAAAUAACAAACUCCUAAUAAGAAUAUAGAUCACUCUAUGUUCUAUGAAAUAUCUCAUUAAAUUUCAUAUUAA